This is a messenger RNA of Cannabis sativa, 1104 nucleotides long. RefSeq lists its product as uncharacterized. Gene Ontology annotation, molecular function: zinc ion binding; nucleic acid binding. The transcript is spliced from 2 exons. The coding region runs from base 1 to 1104 and encodes 367 amino acids. NCBI's taxonomy places the organism in Eukaryota, Viridiplantae, Streptophyta, Magnoliopsida, Rosales, Cannabaceae. The record is from RefSeq and is a predicted model, not a curated record.
AUGGCCUCUAACAGUAUGGCAGGGAAUGAUAUGGCAGUAAGAGGUGAUCCUGUUAUAUUGGAAAAGGAAGAGGAAGAGAACAUGAUGGCGUUUCUUUGGCAACCGGGGAUGGGAAUGUACGUCAAGGAACUCAACCCGAAUCUGUUUUUAUUUCAAUUCUACCACGAGGUCGACAUUCAAAGGGUUAUAGAUGGUAGUCCUUGGACUUAUGAUCGUAAGCCUUUUAUCUUUACAAGAUUGAAAGAAGGGGAUAAUCCAAGGCUCGUGAAAAUCAACCAUGUCGAUAUGUGGGUUCAACUCCACGACUUACAAACCGGGAAUAUGACUCUUAGUGUAGUUACGGCUCUCGAAAAUUUCAUUGGCACUUUUCUUGAAUCGGAUCCUAAUAACUUCUUAGGAGUGUGGCGGGAUUGCUUGCGGAUUCGGGUAAGGAUUAAUGUUGAAAAACCGAUCAAAAGAAGAAUGAAGAUUAGCAUCGACGAUUCAUCGUGGUACUGGGUGAAUUUCAAAUACGAAAGAUUACCCACCUUUUGUUUCAUUUGCGGAAUAAUUGGACACACGGAGAGGUUCUGUCCAAGACUCUUUUUGAAACCGCUGCAUCUCCAAGAAAAACCUUAUACCUUAGAACUGAGAGCCUCGUCUCAAAGGCGGCAGACGACAUUCGGGGCACAAUGGCUCCAUUCAGAAGCGACGGUACGGGGGGAAACACAUCAAGCUCAUCACGGCAACAAUCUAGUUCAGAAUGUCACUUUGUUCCCUAGGAGUGCGGAGAUGAUUGGGGGAUUGAAUGGUGCGAAUCAUGGCCCUGAUUUUUCUCAUAAUUUGCCUCAUAAUGAGAAUCGAAACAGUAUAUUGGAGAAUUUGGAAGGUAAUAGCGAUGAUGUGGCUUUAAGUGUCCGUAAAAGUGGGGAUUUCUUUGAUUCUACAUAUCUUAUUGUAUUUGACUCAAAAAGAAAGAGGCCAGACAAUGGGCCAGGGGUUAUUGUGGGCCCAGAGGAGAAAGGACACAAUGUUGUAGUGGACGUCAUGGAGCAUGACAAUGCGGGUAACCCAAAAAAUAAUUUUUUGGCGGGCUCUGGAUUCCAGACCCGCCCAGAGCCAUGA